AUGAGAGCUAUUGUGUUGUUGUGUCUGCUGCAUGGAGCUUUUGGUCAGAAUCCGUUUAACUGGAACGAUCCUGGCUCCACAAACCCAAGAGACCAACCCUAUGUGUGUCUUGCGGAUCAGGCCACAUGUGGCUGCUGCCUGAUGCAGAAGCAGAUUCAAAGGAUGGAGUCGUUCUUCAACAUGGGCGUUGAGGAAUUGAACAAGAAUCUGACAAACUCAAAGACGGCCCUCAAUAAUAUUCGAGCCAGCCGCAGCGCCUUCUCCGUCGCCCUCAACAAUAAUGUAGUCUUAACCUGUUUCGGCCCCUUCGCCACCAACAAGAUCAUCAUCUACCAGCACGUCUUCCUCAACCUGGGCGGCGGCUACGACGUGCAGACCGGCGUCUUCACCGCUCCACGCUCGGGCGUCUACAGCAUCGCCGUCACCAUCUACUCGAACGGUAACCUCGCCAACCACCUGGACCUCAGCGCCAAUCUGGAGGUCAACGGCAAGGUCGUUGGUUCGCUCAGGGAGAAGAAGAGUCCUGACCUCGAGGACAGCGCCACCAUGGUCAUGGCGGUAAAGCUGAAGGCCGGGGACGAGCUGGCGGUCGUCCUGUCCAAAGGAUGUCUCAUCUGCGAUAACAGGAGCCACUAUAACACUUUCACAGGCUUCCUGCUGUAUCCAUGCUAA
This is a messenger RNA of Anoplopoma fimbria (sablefish), 672 nucleotides long. RefSeq names its product complement C1q-like protein 2. Bases 1 to 672 code for a protein of 223 amino acids. The record is from RefSeq and is a predicted model, not a curated record. NCBI's taxonomy places the organism in Eukaryota, Metazoa, Chordata, Actinopteri, Perciformes, Anoplopomatidae. The transcript has 4 exons. Gene Ontology annotation, molecular function: protein binding.